GGAAAACUGUCAGAAAAACGAUACAGGGUCAUAAAUUUCUAGGUUAUGAAUGUUUUUAAAUGUAGAGAUAAUAAACAAACAUUAAACGGGGAUUGUUUUAAUCGUUAUCAAUAGUUUAAUGAUUAACGGUGAUUUGUAGAUAAAGCUAAUGAUAAUCAAUAUAUGACUUUUUAUAUCAUUUGCGUUUGUUUUAUAUAUCAACAUGCAUUGAAUUUGAAUGGUUGAUCACAUUCACAAGAAUCAAGAAAAAUGGAGAGAACAUCUAAUGAGUACCCCAUUUGUCUUCAGCCUGAGCUGUUAGAUAGGGAUACAAUUAUACAAGUUUUGACUGAGAGGCAGUUAAAACUGAAAAAUCUAAAUUCCUUAUCAAGAGAAGAAUUGAUAGUCAUAUACAAAUCAUAUGUCCUACCAUUGCCGCAAAGAACUAAAUCAAAUGCAGAAACUAGUCACAAGCAUGAUAAUGCAAAUGAUAAUAAUCACGUAACAAAGAAACUAAAAGUAGACCAUUUUGAAAGUAAUAAUAAAGAAUCGAGAAAACGUAAUGGCCAUGGUCUCAGUGAAGGUGAUGUUACAAACAUAAAACGCAAACGUCAGAAAAUAACUUGGCCUUAAAUUACUUAACUAGUUAUAUUGAAAGUAUAGCUUAAGGUUGUUUUUACAUAUUGUAAGUUAGUCAUAUGAUCUGUCUAACAGAGUAUUUUAAAUUUU
Molecule: messenger RNA, 708 nt
Organism: Ctenocephalides felis (cat flea)
Lineage: Eukaryota; Metazoa; Arthropoda; Insecta; Siphonaptera; Pulicidae
Exons: 3
Coding region: 250-612 (120 amino acids)
Biological process (GO): embryonic morphogenesis
Cellular component (GO): tRNA-splicing ligase complex
Source: RefSeq, a predicted model, not a curated record